Messenger RNA from Anguilla rostrata (American eel), 4080 nucleotides. Its product is annotated as extracellular calcium-sensing receptor-like. The record is from RefSeq and is a predicted model, not a curated record. NCBI's taxonomy places the organism in Eukaryota, Metazoa, Chordata, Actinopteri, Anguilliformes, Anguillidae. Gene Ontology annotation, biological process: G protein-coupled receptor signaling pathway. Gene Ontology annotation, molecular function: G protein-coupled receptor activity. Bases 1 to 2571 code for a protein of 856 amino acids. The transcript has 6 exons. Gene Ontology annotation, cellular component: plasma membrane.
AUGAAACUGCUCAGACUUGUUUUGUUCGCUCUUUUGACAAGGGCACAAAAGCCCUUUUGUAGGUUGUUGGGUCCUAUUCAAAACCCAGAACUAUCAAAACAUGGAGAUGUCAUAAUAGGAGGCAUUUUCUCACUUGAUAGUUCAAACAUAAUUGAAACAGAUGAUUUUACCAUAAAACCAACAAAGGGAGGAUGCAAACGACGUAAUUACAGAGAGUUAAAGUUUGCACGGACAGUGAUUUUCACCAUUGAGGAGAUCAACAGAAACCCUGAGCUGCUCCCAGGAAUCACACUGGGAUACAGGAUCUAUAACGGCUGUGGAACCCUAAACCUGCUAAGAGCAACACUGGCAGCUCUCACAGGGCUGCAGGAAAAUCAGCUAGAAAAGAGCUGCACCUUUCCUAGAGUGCAAGCCCUCAUUGGACACUCCUCAUCUGGGCCCAGUGGUGAAAUCAGCAAGAUCAUCAACCCCUUUAACAUACCACUGAUCAGCCACCUUGCAACCUGCGAAUGUCUGAGCAACAAGAAUGUAUACUCCACCUUUUUCAGAACAGUGCCCAGUGACUACUUUCAGAUCAUUGCACUGGUGCAGCUCAUGAAACACUUUGGAUGGACCUGGGUGGGAGUGGUUUUCAGUGUGGGGACAUAUUCUGAAGAGGGAUCAGCUGCAUUUAUCAGGGAGGCAAAAAAGGAGGGCAUCUGUGUGGAGUACCUUCAGCAAUUCAGCAGAACUUACUCAAAGAAUCAAAUUUGUGAAAUUGCACAGACAAUAAAAAGCUCCACUUCCACAGUGGUUUUAGCCUUCAUGUCUAAGUCAUACUUUCGCCAUUUCUUAGAGAGCAUGGAGGGGAUGAAUCUCACAAAUAUCCAGUGGAUCGGCAGCGAGGCCUGGAUUACAAGUGGAGAUCUAUUAACUGAGGAGAGAGCAGAGCUCCUGCAGGGAGCCAUGGGAUUUGCCAUCACUGAGUCUCACAUCCCCGGCCUGACAGAGUUCUUACUGAGUCUGCGGCCCUCUGACGCCCCUGACAGCAUAUUCCUCAGAACCUUCUGGGAGACGGUGUUUGACUGCAGCCUUUCUGUCUCUGACGGGUCUGACAAAUUUAAGUUGUGCAGUGGCUCUGAAGAUUUAAGGACCAUCACUAAUGAUUACACUGACAUGUCAGAGUCCAGAACGGUAAAUAACGUUUACAAGGCCGUAUAUGCUGUGGCACAUGCCAUUCACAAUCUGCUACAGUGCCACAAUGGAACAAAUCCCAGCACUGGAAAGAACUGUCUCAGUAAGAGUGACGUUCAGCCUUGGCAGGUUCUCCAGCAACUGAAGACAGUUAAUUUUACCACCCAGUCAGGAGACAAGGUUUAUUUUAAUGAAAAUGGUGACUCAGUGGCAAUGUAUGACUUAGUGAAUUGGCAGAUAGGUGUUGAGGGGUCCCUAAACAUUGUUAACGUGGGUAAAUAUGAUGCAUCAUUGUCAGAUGGGCAGAUGUUUAAAAUGAAAGAAAAUGUCGGCAUUGUUUGGACUGGACAGCAAGACAAGGUACCGCAGUCAGUCUGCACAGAGAGCUGCCCACCUGGAAGCCGAAAAGCCAUAAACAAAAGAAAACCUGUGUGCUGCUUUGAUUGCAUAGAAUGUGCUGAUGGAGAAAUAAGUAACCAAACAGACUCCAUUGACUGCAUGAAAUGUCCACCAGAAUACUGGUCCAAUGAAAACAGAAGCCAAUGUGUUUUAAAAGCCAUUGAGUACCUGUCAUAUGAAGAAAUCAUGGGAAUAUUCCUUGUUGGGUUUGCUUGUCUUGGUGCUGUUUUAGCAUUUGUUGCAUCAACUGUGUUUCUCCUUUUCAAAGACACGCCGAUUGUGAAAGCCAACAACUCAGAGCUGAGUUUCCUGCUGCUCUUUUCAUUGAAACUGUGUUUCCUUUGCUCUCUUACCUUCAUCGGCCGGCCCUCUGAGUGGUCCUGUAUGCUGCGCCACACUGCGUUUGGGAUCACCUUUGUUCUCUGCAUCUCCUGUGUUCUGGGGAAAACAAUAGUGGUGUUAAUGGCCUUCAGGGCUACACUUCCAGGCAGUAAUGUGAUGAAGUGGUUUGGGCCUCUGCAGCAGAGACUGAGUGUUCUUGCUUUCACUCUCAUACAGGUUCUUAUUUGUGUGCUUUGGUUAACAAUAUCCCCUCCGUUCCCCAACAAGAACAUGAAGCACUACAAAGAGAAGAUCAUUCUAGAAUGUGAUGUAGGAUCAGCAGUGGGGUUCUGGGCUGUGCUGGGUUAUAUUGGGCUCCUCUCUAUAUUGUGCUUUGUUUUAGCUUUUCUGGCUCGUAAGCUGCCUGAUAACUUCAAUGAAGCCAAAUUCAUCACAUUCAGCAUGCUCAUAUUCUGUGCAGUCUGGAUCACCUUUAUACCAGCUUAUGUCAGCUCCCCUGGAAAGUUCACUGUAGCUGUGGAAAUAUUUGCAAUUUUAGCAUCCAGCUUUGGCUUGCUGUUUUGUAUUUUUGUGCCCAAGUGUUAUAUUAUUAUAUUCAAGCCUGAAUUUAAUUCAAGGAAGCAUUUGAUGGGUAAGAUGCCUUCUAAAGCUCUCUAGCUUCAAAUGAGCGCAAGCCUUUUUUAGUAUACAAGUAGGUCUUCAGUUGCAUGUUCUAUAAAUUCUGUUAUCGGACUGGGGAUGGACAGAACAUUUGGACACAGGGAGAUAUGAGGUGACAGUACUAUCCACUAAACCAACUGUGCUAUGCUACAUGGAACCACAUCUGUUGUGCCUCAUUAAAGGCACACUAUGCAGGAUUUUUAAAAAAAAAGCUUUGCUGAGGUCUUGUUUACAAUCAAACAAAGUCUCCUCCUCCAUCUCCAACCCCACCCACCCACCUCAAGUUGGCUACCUGACCAAGUCAAUGACACACAAAUUCAUUAGAAACUACCAGUAAAACCACAAACUGGAUAUGUGCCAAUAAUUUGAAAACGGAUGUUCUGGCUUGUCUGAUGACCCUAGCUGGAUAGCUAGAGGCAACAUUAUCUACAGGUCCAACAGAAAACAAGCCAACUCUGAAUCACUUUUCAUCCUCUUGGCAAACUUCAGGUGAUGCCACUGAGGAAAAGCAAUUCCAAGGUUAACUCUAGUUCUUGAACGAGCCCAGUCGGCUUGUCCUUUUGCUUCACUGUAUCUAGGCCAUUGCAUUGGCUUGCUAGCUAUCAACAAACACUCCACUGAGAUCUGAUCCCAAACCACAGGCUCUGCAGCCACACCCACCCCUCCCCACACAGGAGAGUGCCACAGCCAGAAACAUCCCAAACACAUUUUAGAAUAACAAAUACUGGUAAAGGUGAAUGAAUUUGACAAAAGUGUGUAAAGAUAUUGCCAGUGCAUCAUAGAUAUGCAUUAGCAUGGUUAUUUUAUAAUAUUUUGAAGGUAAAAAUCCUGCAUAGUACACCUUUAAAGUACUGUCAACAUGUCAACUACGUAGGUAUUCUACAUAUAUUUAUCCCGGUACUACAUGUGACGGACGGCUAUGAAAUCAGAAAUGAUGUAUUUCUACUCAUAAUACAGAUUUGGGAUAUUUUGAAAGCUUACAAAAGAUGAUUGUUAUAUACACAAUCAUUACAAAAAUUAUACUUUGUGCUUGUGAUGUUUUAUUCAUUUAAUUUCCAGUGUGAAUCCACCAUUCAUAUUUUGUAAAAUUGUUGUGUAGUUCAAGCUUUACCUUUGAAAAGAGUCAUAAGGCUUCAGAGCCAAAAUGUUUGCCCAUAAAAUUGUCCACUAUUUUAAUUCAAAUUCAAAUAGCUAUAACAGCAGUUUUGUACUCUGAAAUCCUUGUUUUCGAUCAUCAUUUAGUUUGUCUCAGUAAGAGAACAUUUUAUGGUAUUUUUAGCAUUUUAAAAUUUAUGCUACAGCAAUGUAUGAUUUGUUUGUGAUUAUAUUUCUCCUGGUGAGAGGAUGUUCAAAGCACUUGUAGUUUGUUUUGUUAUUGAAUUGGACUUAUCUGCAUUUUAUAACUCCAAAUAGCUAUAGCACUUGGACUUUUACCUUAAAGAGUGUAUAAGAUAACAGGGAACUAGAGACAACACACCCUUAGCUGCUGUGAUCAACAGUACCCAA